AUGAGUCUCGAGAAAUACCGUCCCAACAGCAUGGCGAAGGAAGCCGAUGUGGAGGGUUCAGGGCUGUACCAAACAACUACUGACGAUGUCCGACUGGCGCAGCUGGGUCACGUACAGGAGCUGAAGCGUACGUUCUCAGUCUGGUCGCUUGGAUGCCUAUGUCUGUGUCUGAUGGCGACUUGGGAGGCACUUGGCAGCGUUCUCGCGCUGGCGUUGCUCAGUGGUGGUGCACCGUGCUUGUUCUACAACUACGUGUUGGCCUUCCUCGGAACGAUCGCCGUUGCCUUCUCCCUGGCCGAAAUGGCGUCGAUCUAUCCCACUGCAGGCGGGCAGUAUCAUUGGGUUGCAGCUCUCGCACCACCACAGUACCGCAAGGCAGCUAGCUGGUUCACCGGAUGGAUCUCUAUUGGCGGCCAGAUAUGUCUUACUGCGUCGGCAGCAUUCGCAGGUGGACUUCAACUGCGUGGGCUGAUAUCUCUCAACAACGACAGCUAUGUGCCAACUCAGUGGCAGGGGAUGUUGUUCUACUGGGCCGUGCUUCUCUACGCUUUGAUCACGAAUCUCUGGGGCACUACCCCACUCUCGGUCAUGAAUCUAGCGUCCGGUGUGCUGCACAUUGUCGGUUUCCUCGCUCUAACGGCAGUCAUUGGUGCCAUGUCUCCGAAGCACGACGCUCAUUAUGUCUUUGUUGAGGUCGAGAAUUCCACUGGAUGGCCAAGCGACGGUCUCGCUUGGAUGAUUGGCAUGCUCAGUGCUGUCUAUCCAUUCCUAGGAUACGACGCAGCAGCCCACCUAGCAGAAGAGAUACCUCACGCGGCGCGAAACGUGCCUCUUGCCAUGGUCGGCUCAGUCCUAGCAAACGGAGUACUGGGCUUCAUCUACUGCCUUGUCAUUUUGUUCGGUCUAGGAGAUCUCGGCAGUCUUCUCGAGACGACAACCGGAUUUCCUUUUAUGCAACUAUUCCUCAACGCAACAGGUAGCCCAGCCGGUGCGACUGUCAUGUCGCUGGUCCCGACUCUGAUCGCUGUGGCUGCAAACACGGCCGGCUUGACAUCGACAUCUCGGACCUUCUGGGCUUUCGCGCGCGACAAUGCCAUCCCAGCAUCGGAGUUCUUUGCUCAUGUGGACACGCGCCUAAGAAUCCCGGUCCGCAUGGUCGUUCUUGUCUCUUUUCUGCAACUCCUCCUUGGGUUUGUCUACUUGGGAAGCACCACGGCUUUCAACGCCGUCAUCUCCAUGGCCAUUAUUGGGAUGUACCUGUCAUACGCCCUGCCCAUUGCGUACAUGCUCUUCUGUGGACGAGGUUUGGGCGGGCCUCAGCCUGGGCCGUUCAAGAUGGGUCACGUCAUGGGGAUGCUGACCAAUUCUGUGGCGUUGAUAUGGCUCAUAGCGGCCAUGUUCUUUAGCACUUGGCCUAAUUUCUACCCUGUCACAGCGCAGAAUAUGAACUACAGUAUCGUCGUGCUGGCUGGCUGGGUCGCGAUAGGAGCUGUAUACUAUGUCGUGCACGGGCGCCAUGUGUAUGAGGGUCCUGCGGUCGAGACCUGA
Messenger RNA from Cyphellophora europaea CBS 101466, 1548 nucleotides. RefSeq lists its product as uncharacterized. The record is from RefSeq and is a predicted model, not a curated record. Lineage: Eukaryota; Fungi; Ascomycota; Eurotiomycetes; Chaetothyriales; Cyphellophoraceae. Gene Ontology annotation, cellular component: membrane. The transcript has 4 exons. Gene Ontology annotation, molecular function: transmembrane transporter activity. The coding region runs from base 1 to 1548 and encodes 515 amino acids. Gene Ontology annotation, biological process: transmembrane transport.